AAACUUGUUAACAGUUUUAUCUAAAGUCCCGUCGAGGUUCAUUUUUGGUUGAUGCAUCAACCUGAUCACCGACCGUAUAACAAACACCUUUCAGGUAACCAUGACCAAAAGGUAAAGAAGAAUGUGCUUUCAAAAUAAAUUCAACUGUGAUUAAUCUGCAAAUAUGCAGGAUUAAUGCAAUAUUUUUUGUGAUUAAUUGCAUGAGUUAACUUAUUUUUCAAUAUAUGUAUAUAUUUUUAUAUACAUAUUUAUUCAUUGAACAAUUUAUUUCCCGUUAAUUCAUUACAGUACAAAACAUUAAAGGGGCUGUUUGCAAACUCCUCAAAGGAAAAACUCUAUAUCAAUAUAUCGGUGUUUUUCAGCCACUGUGCCACGGCAAACUAGUGUACCUUGAGAUAUUGUCUGGUGUGCCACGGUAGAUGUCAUUUCACCUAAUUGGAUUAAAAAUAUUUUUUGCACACCAGUAACUAUAAUCCGCAAAUAAUGUGCCGUUGAGUGUCUGUGCUGUCUAGAGCGCGGCAGAGUAACCGUGUAAUACUCUUCCAUAUCAGUAGGUGGCAGCAGGUAGCUAAUUGCUUUGUGGAUGUCGGGAACAUGGUUUGUCGUGAUCACAAUAUGCAGACGACAGCGGGAGGCAGUGUGCAGGUAAAAAGGUAUCUAAUGUUUAAACCAAAAAUAAACAAAAGGCGGGUUUCGCUAAGAAAAGGCAUUGAAACUCAGGGAUGGCUAUGCAAAACUAAACUAAAACUGAACUGGCUGCAAAGUAAACAAAAACAAUGCUGGACGACAGCAAAGACUUACAGCAUGUGGAGCAGCAGACGGCAUCCACAAAGUACAUCCGUACAUGACAUGACAACAACAAAAUAGGAAACACUACACACAGGAAAACACCAAAAAACUCUAAAUAAGUCACGGCGUGAUGUGAAAGGUCGUGACAGUACACCUACUUUGAGACAAGCUAUAGUGAUGCAUGCUUGGUUAUGGUUACAAUUGCGAGAACUACUUUUUACUGUCAAUAUCGGCUGCUGAGUUUCAUUUUUUUUUUUGUUUUCCGCUAGUGGUGUGCCUCGGGAUUUUUUCCAAUGAAAAACAUGUGCCUUGGCUCGAAAAAGGUUGAAAAACACUGCAAUAGGCUAGCUUAUGUUACCAUUGGUGGUUUAACAGAACACAUUUAUGUUAAAACAGUAUAUAUUUUUUGACAAUUACUAAGUUUGUUUAUUACAAAUUUUUACCGGUCCGAAUAAAAUGAUUGGUGUUUACGUCGGUUACUCACCCGGUCUCAUCAACUCAUACGCUCGGGAAGCGUGUGCACACAUACAAAAGCAGUCCAACAAUUUGCAAUAAUGUUGUUAUAAUAGAAUAUACAUUUAAUGACAGCUAAUACAAACUACUCAAAUUGCUAUUAUUAGCUAACAAUAAACAACACCCAAAGCUAUGUGUUAUGUAUGUACUUAGUUACAUCAUAAAAGAGGGCAGGAUAUAUUGUUCGAAAGUUAGCAUUGAUUGAUUGAUUGAUUGAAACUUUUAUUACUAGAUUGCACAGUACAGUAAAUAUUCUGUACAAUUGACCACUAAAUGGUAACACCCGAGUAAGUUUUUCAACUUACGUCGGGGUCCACGUUAAUCAAUUCAUGUUAAUCAAUUCAUUUUAGCACCCUCUAAAUAUCUGUGUAAAUGUUGCAAAUAGCCCCUUUAAUCAAAUUAAAUUAAAGUUUGAAUAAAAGAGACAAAAAAAUUGUUUCACAUAGAAUGUUAAAAUAAAAAUGUAAUCGGGGAUUUUGGGGUGGUCUCAAAAUCGAAUUCUGCUUUGGGCCCCAAUGUAGCCAGGAGCGGCCCUGGCCUGCUAAAAUGCAACACUUUUUUUUUAACGAAAUGUGGGCGUUUCUUUUCGCGUAAAGGGAGCUCCGUUUUUGUCAGACGGUCCCUCAGCUGCGGGCACCUGCGACACGAAGCUCAGCAUCUCAGUCGGCGUGGAAGUCCUCAAACACACGCUUACACGCACUUCUCUCUGACAGGCGCGGACACCUGGCGUGUUCCCGGUCCUUCUGAGCUGGAUCGACCACCCCCCGGACCUGGAUCAUGUCCACGAUGGCGGUCCAGCCUCCAUCGUCUCCGUGACACGUCCAAGACGGGGAGAGAUGCCCUGCGUGCGGACUGACAGCGUGUGACGGUAAAUGAGAGACCACCAUCGCCAUGCCGCCGGGGAAGUAUGGGAUGCAGGAGGAGUGGGAGCGGGAGGGCAACCAAAGCAUCAAGAUGGACUUCCUGCUACCGACUGGCAUCUACCUCACGUUCCCAGUGUCUCAGCAGGACACCAUCAGCAAUAUCAAGAAGAUGGUUUGGAAAAACGCCAGAGGGGAGGCGCUUUUCACGGCGCUGGGCCAUCAAGACGCAUACGUCUUCACCUGCAUCAACCAGACGGGCGAGAGGGAGGAGCUUGAGGAAGAAUCCAGGCGUAUAAGCGACGUGCAGCCCUUCAUGGGGGUUUUAAGACUGGUGGCCAGGGAGGGCGACCGCGUGGAGAAACUCACCAAUGCUCAAAUCAGCCUGUUGAUCGGCAAAGGUCUCCACGAGUUCGAGGCCCAGAAGAACCACGAGGUGAACGAAUUCAGGACUAGAAUGCGAGCCUUUUGCGAAGAGAGGGCUCAAAUGCGUCAGAUGUCGCCAUGGCAACAGUGGCUGCAGUACACUUUCCCGUGCGACCUGGAGCCAUGUUGCUCUCUGCCUAUGUGCGGCAAGUCGCACAACGCCAAGAUCAUCCUCAACGUCAAGUUCGAGGCUUCUGACGAGAGCUUCAUGGUGCAGCAGGAGCCUCAGGACCUGCCCCUGGCUCUGAUGAGGAGCGCCCUGAAGAAGAAGGCCACCGUCUUCCGCUCGGUGCGACAGGAACCUGAGGACUACACCUUGCAGGUCAACGGGAGGUGGGACUUCAUCUACGGGAAGCAACCUCUCUGCCAGUUUAAGUACAUCUUCGUCUGUCUGCGAAAUGGCCAAACCCCCCAUCUGACCAUGGUGCACCACUCCACCAUCAGCAAAUACCAAGAGGAGCACGGGCGGAUGUGCAGUCAGGUGUGCAAGAGUCGCUCCAUGUCCAGGCCUCCUCCUCUGCCUCUGAAGAAGCAGAACACCUCCUCUCUGUGGUCCAUCAAUGAGCCCUUCUACAUCCACCUGCUGCAGGGCAGCCGGGUCAAUGCAGACGAAGGCAUGAAGCUGGUAGUGCAGGCCGGCCUCUUCCACGGCAGCGAGCUGCUCUGCAAGGUGGUCACCAGCUCGGAGGUGGCGGUGUCCUCCGAGCCCGUCUGGCACCAAAAGCUGGAGUUCGACAUAAACGUGGCGGACCUGCCGCGCAUGAGCCGCCUGUGCUUCGCCCUUUACGCUGUCUUCGACAAGGCCAAGAAGCCCCGUGGCACCAAGAAGAAGAAUAAGAAAGCGGAUUGUCCCAUAGCCUGGGUGAACACCAUGGUGUUUGACUACAAAGACCAGUUGAAGACCGGCGAGGUCCUUUUGUCCGCAUGGCCGUCUGUUCCUGAUGACAAAAGUGAACUGUUGAACUCGAUGGGAACAGUAGAAAAGAAUCCUAAUGUGGACAGUGCAGCAGGGCUUCUCAUCCGCUUUCCUAACAUCAGACCACAUCCUCUCUACUAUCCUCCUCUUGACAAGAUAAGUGAAAUGGAGACGAAUGGCGACGCAGCUGUUGUAACCAAAGAAGAGCACACAAAGUUAAAAGAAAUUAUGGACAACAAAAACUACACCGAGUUCUUUGAGGACGAGAAGGAGCUGCUGUGGAAACUGCGCACGGAAGUUCGUGAUCGUUAUCCGGAAAGUCUUUCCAAGCUACUGCUCAUCACCAAGUGGAAUAAGAGAGAUGAUGUUGUUCAGAUGGUGAAUCUCCUGAGGAACUGGCCAGAGCUCCCUGCUAUCCACGCCUUGGAGCUGUUAGAUUACAGUUUUCCUGACCCCGCGGUGCGUUCUUUCACCGUCAGAUGCCUCCGCAAGCUAAGCGGCGAUGAGCUGCUCCAGUAUUUAAUCCAGCUGGUCCAGGUCCUGAAGUACGAGUCCUACCUGGACUGUGACCUGACAACCUUUCUGCUAGAGCGAGCCUUAUUCAACCGGAGGAUAGGACACUUUCUCUUCUGGCAUCUUAGGUCAGAGAUCCACGUGGCAUCUGUCAGUUUAAGGUUUGGCCUCAUUCUUGAAGCGUACUGCAGGGGGAACAUCCACCACAUCAAGCUCUUAACCAAACAGAACGAAGCUCAAGGCAAAAUGAAGGUCCUCAGUGAAAUCAUCAAAUCUGGGCCACAGAAAAUGAACGCAGAGGACCUGAAGCUGUGCAUCAGACAGGACUCGUACACCGAGGCUUUGUCCAACCUGCUGUCGCCGCUCAACCCCAGUAUCAUCCUCGCCGACAUCUGUUCAGAAAAGUGCAGAUUCAUGGAUUCGAAGAUGAAGCCGCUCUGGCUGAUGUAUAAAAGUCCGUGGGUUCAAGGAGACAUGGUGGGCAUCAUCUUCAAGAAUGGAGAUGAUCUUCGACAAGACAUGCUGACCCUGCAGAUGAUCCAGCUUAUGGAGAACUUAUGGAAGAAGGAAGGUUUAGAUCUAAGAAUGAUCCCAUAUGGCUGCUUGUCCACGGGGGACAAGAUGGGCUUCAUUGAGGUGGUGAAGAACUCGGACACCAUCGCCAACAUCCAGCGAAACAACAGCAACAGUGCCGCCACUGCUGCCUUUAACAAAGAUGCCUUGCUCAACUGGCUCAAAUCCAAGAAUCCAGAAGACAAGCUUGAGGAAGCCAUCGAGGAGUUCACGCUGUCCUGUGCUGGCUACUGUGUAGCUACUUACGUCUUGGGCAUUGGGGACCGUCACAAUGACAACAUAAUGAUCAGGGAAACUGGACAGCUCUUUCACAUCGACUUCGGACAUUUUCUGGGCAACUUCAAGCGCAAACUGGGCAUCAACAGGGAACGCGUGCCUUUCAUUUUGACGUAUGACUUUGUCCAUGUGAUCCAACAAGGUCGAACGAACAACAGUGAGAAGUUUGAGAGGUUCAGGGAAUACUGCGAGCGAGCCUAUAAGAUCCUGUGUCGGAAUGGGACGCUGUUUGUCAACCUCUUUGCCAUGAUGAAGGCAGCCGGACUGCCUGAGCUCACUUCCUUCAAGGAUAUUCAGUACUUAAAGGACUCUUUAGCUUUGGGCAAAUCAGAUGAAGAGGCACUGAAGAAUUUCAAAGUCAAGUUCAAUGAAGCACUGCGGGAAAGCUGGAAGACCAAGGUCAACUGGAUGAUGCACUCUCUGGCCAAAGAUAACAGACCGUGAAGGACAGCUCAAGUUUCAAUCUAAUGGAGGGAAAACGAAACCCGGUGGCAUUCACCAAUUGUUUACAUGUGAUUGCUCCUGUUUGAAGGAUGUUACGUCUCAAUUGAAGGCAACCAAAGACAGUGGAAUCAUCAUGGAGCCAAUUUGUAACACACCAGUGGUACUUCUACUUGAAAACUAUGGAUUUAUCACAAAUAAACAUCAUGAACUACAAUAAUAUUGAUGAAAUGUACAUGCUGUCAGUCACGGACUACAAUAAUGAGUCAGAUUUAUAUUUUACCGUUUUUUAUUUAUUGAUAAAUACUUGUGCAAACAUUUUUGUUGGUUUUACAGCUGUAUUAGUUCAUAUAUAACAAUAUACUGCUUUUACAGUGCCUGUCUGGUAAGAUAUGGAAAAUGCUAUUUAAUUGGUUGAAAACUAGAAACAUAUUUUAGAAGUAUUUUAUUCUCAGGUGCUGAAAAAAGAUGAAACAUGAUACUCGUGCCGGUGUGCAGUCCAAACAAACAAGCUGUGUGCAGAACAUGAUUGUGCAUUUCUUGCUUUAUUAUAAUGUAGUGUUACUUGCCUUGUAUUUUUAUGACCAAUGUGCCAUUAUUACAGAGAUUACAUUUCUGUAUCUAAUUGUGCAAAAUUCUGUUAUUUAAUUUGAUCAUAUGUGCGUAAAUUGCUUUACAAGCUUUUUAUCUUACCGUCCAUUAUUAUUUGUAUGUGUCUUUUUAUUCUAAGGGCUACACGGGCUUAUUGGUUAGUAUGUCGGCCUGACAGUCAAGAUGUUGAGGGUUCCAAUGUCCGUUGGGGCAUGUCUUGGAGUUUCUCCCCGUGUGUGUGUGGGUUAUUCCCUGGUACUUCUUCGCACAUCCUAAAAACAUGCAUGUUAGGUUAAUUGGAGUAAACAUGAGUGUGAAUGAUUUUUUUUGAUUACAGGUGAAACUCCAAAAACUAGAAUAUCGUGCAAAAUUUCAUUCGUUUCAGCAAUUCAACUUCAAAUGUGAAAAUAAUAUGUGAUAUAAAGUAAUAUCAUGCAAAGUGAAA
Molecule: messenger RNA, 6343 nt
Organism: Nerophis lumbriciformis (worm pipefish)
Lineage: Eukaryota; Metazoa; Chordata; Actinopteri; Syngnathiformes; Syngnathidae
Gene: pik3cd
Product: phosphatidylinositol-4,5-bisphosphate 3-kinase, catalytic subunit delta
Biological process (GO): phosphatidylinositol 3-kinase/protein kinase B signal transduction; phosphatidylinositol-3-phosphate biosynthetic process; cell migration
Cellular component (GO): cytoplasm; phosphatidylinositol 3-kinase complex; plasma membrane
Molecular function (GO): 1-phosphatidylinositol-4-phosphate 3-kinase activity; 1-phosphatidylinositol-3-kinase activity
Source: RefSeq, a predicted model, not a curated record